This is a messenger RNA of Penicillium verhagenii, 1002 nucleotides long. RefSeq lists its product as uncharacterized. Bases 1 to 1002 code for a protein of 333 amino acids. The record is from RefSeq and is a predicted model, not a curated record. NCBI's taxonomy places the organism in Eukaryota, Fungi, Ascomycota, Eurotiomycetes, Eurotiales, Aspergillaceae. The transcript has 4 exons.
AUGCCACUUGAUACCAUAUACAUCACUCGCCAUGGGCACCGUCUCAAUUGGACAAUCGAUCUCCACACCGGAACCUACAAGUCACAAUUCCCGACUCCAACUGGGAAUCCCGCGGACCCUUCAUUGACAUCUUAUGGUAUAAAUCAAUCGCAUGAACUUUCUGCGCACAUUGGCGGUCCGGCAUUCCACCCGAAGCCCUUUCGAGUCUACUCCAGCCCGUUUUAUCGGUGCUUGCAGACAAUCCAGCCGUCUGUUGAAGAACUGAGGAAGCAAAGCCAGCAGGAUGCAGUUUGCGACACAGGUCUAGGUCGCAUUGACCCGGCUUCAAACUUUGAUGUUCGAAUUGAGAAUGGGGUCGGUGAAUGGUUCGGUCCAACAACCUUCUUCGAACACCCGCCCCAUCCAACCCCUGAAACAAUGCAGCAGCACUUCCCAUCCAUCGUCCCCCAAGACCCAUCAACAAACUAUAGCCCUCUCCUUCACCCCUCCCGACGUGGCGAGACCAUUCUCCAGCUCCAUAACCGUGUUGCAACAACCUUGGAAGGUAUAAUCGCGGAUCUGGACGCCGAAAUCGCCGCUCUGGAAGCAGAUAUCCCAGUCGAGCGACGGACGAGUAAAUCCGUGCUGAUCUGUUCGCAUGCCGCAACCAUUAUUGCGAUGGGCCGUGCCUUGACGGGUCGAAUGCCGGAGGAUUCGUCUGAGGAAGAUUUCUUCGUCUUCACGACUGGAUUGAGUACGUUUCGCCGACGCGGAACCAACUCAGCUGGGAAACGCGUAACAAGUUCACCGGAUGAUUUAGCCGAAGAGACAAAACUUCUCCGUGUCCAAGGUGUUCCGGAGUGGAUAGGCCAUGGUGUCGGGGGUGGAUGGGACUGUCUGAAGAAUGGAGACUGCACAUUUUUGAGUGGUGGUGCUGAGCGAGGAUGGCACUUUAACGGAGAGGAAGGUUUUGAUACUGCCCCUAUGGCUCCGGCUCCGGAACCAUUCGCGACCAAGCUUUGA